UUCUCUAAAAUUCACCUUCUUUUUUUGCAGAUCCCAUGCAGUGUGGGAGAUGGUAAUGAACGAACUGGAUCCAAGAGAAGAUCCAUCAAAUGAUGAAUAUCUCCCCGGUUGUGGUAUGGUCGAUUCGUGCAGCAACAUUCUCAUCGCUGAUCAAUUCUACAAUGUCCUAAUUCACAACUUUGAUAGGCACUACAAUCAAAAUAAAGCACCAUUGGGUCUUCAUUUCCACACCACUUGGUUAAAGAACAAUCCCGAAUUUUUCGACGCAUUCGUCUACUGGGUGGAUGAAGUUUUAGAAAAUUACAAUGACGUCUACUUCGUAACAAUGACCCAAGCUAUUAAAUGGAUCCAAAAUCCACAAACAGUGAGUGAAUCAAAGAGUUUCGAAUCAUGGCGUGACAAGUGUGUUGUGUAAGGUUCACCAACUUGUUGGGUUUUGUUUUUAUUGUCGUUGCCAUUUGAUAAUAAUUAGCAUU
Leptopilina heterotoma is the source of this 476-nucleotide messenger RNA. Its product is annotated as chitin deacetylase 1-like. The coding region runs from base 50 to 415 and encodes 121 amino acids. The transcript has a single exon. Lineage: Eukaryota; Metazoa; Arthropoda; Insecta; Hymenoptera; Figitidae. Gene Ontology annotation, biological process: carbohydrate metabolic process. The record is from RefSeq and is a predicted model, not a curated record.